AGUACCCGAAAAAAGAGUUCAAACUUGCAGAUAUUAGGAACAUGUUUUUUGGGACAGAAAAGAAGGAAAAAGAAGGAGGUCUCUCUGAUAUGGAAUGUCGCUAUGCGGCGGCUGGGUAUUUGUUGUAUGUCCUUGCGUCGGUUAUAUUUCCUGACAGCAAAGGUAACCGGGUGAGCGCCAACCUUCUUCAGCUUUUGGAUCCCUUGGAAGAUGUGAGCAAGUACUCUUGGGGGACUGCCAUAAUUGCACACCUGAAUGGUCAGCUUUCUCAGGGAUCUCGCAAACUAACUUCUCAAAUUAAUGGGAAUUUGGCUCUAAUCCAGGUGUGGAUUUAUGAUCAUUUCCCAUCAUUGAUCAAAGAUAAUGAAGAUGUGGAACUCAACCCACAAUGGAGCAGAGGUAGUCCAACGGGAACCAAAUACUUGUUCACUGGUUCUCAAGAUAGGGAACAAACUGAUGCGUUGAUAUAAAUGCGUCAAAAACUUGACAACAUCACGGCUAAAGAGGUAGUCUUCAAUCCGUACAAGAACAAUAGAGUUGGCGCAAUGGAAGAUGUCGUGUAUUACCAUGGCCCUUUGUUUCAUCCUAACGGUUUUUCAAUGUACAAUCCGAUAAGAAUCCUGCGUCA
Molecule: messenger RNA, 628 nt
Organism: Papaver somniferum (opium poppy)
Lineage: Eukaryota; Viridiplantae; Streptophyta; Magnoliopsida; Ranunculales; Papaveraceae
Product: protein MAINTENANCE OF MERISTEMS-like
Exons: 2
Coding region: 42-470 (142 amino acids)
Source: RefSeq, a predicted model, not a curated record